AUGGCGUCGGUGUACCACCGCAAGAUCACGAUUAGCGCUGGGGAGGAGUGCACGAUCAGCGGCGGCGGCGCCGUGGAGCUGCAGCUGCUCUCGGGGGUGGUGGAGGUGGCCGGGGUGCUGCUCCCGGCGAAGGGAAGCUGCGUCUUCGACCUCGCCCCCGACGCCCGCUGCGUCGUGCUGUACACGUUGGAGGGCGGCUCCGUGCAGGCCACCGCGGGGGCCCCGUUUGAGACGCUGAAGACGGCCACCGGCAUGGCGGCUGUGGUGCAGCUCUGCCGCCGCACCCUGGCCGCGGAGCGGCGUACGAAGGUGCUGGUGAUCGGGAACGCCCACAGCGGCAAGACGCUGACGGCGCACACGAUUUGCAACCUGCUGCGGGAGGACGCGGCGGGGGAGUCGGCGGCCACCGCGGCGACCGUCUUUCUCAUGGACCUCAACCCCGAGUCGAACUGCCUCUACGCCCCCGGCUGCGUCUCCACGGUGCAGGUGGAGCAUGCGCUGUGGCCCGGCACCACCGCGGCCCCGACGCGGCUCCCCUUCUCCCUCUUUGUGGGGGAGGCCGCCCGCCCGUCGGCGGCGACCGUCGUCCCGUUCAUGCACUUUGUCGAGCAGCUGCAGGAGUGCACCGAGGCGCUGCUGCACGCCGCGCCGCAGCACGAGCGCGUCCACCUCGUCGUCGACGCCCCCGCGCCGGUGGCCGGCGUCAAGGAAAGCGUGUACUUCCGCAAACUCAUCGAGCUGCUGCGCCCCACCCACGUCGUGACGGUGAGCGCGCAGGACGGCUCCGAGACGUGGUCGACGUUUCUGCAGGAGGACGUGCAGCGGGUGCUGCCCGACUGCGAGUUCGCGUGCGCCACGCCGGUGGUGCAGCGGUGCACCGUCUCGCUGCGCGAGCCGCUGCUGCGGGAGUACUUCGCCGGCACCCCGCAGUUCCCGCUGGGCUGCGCCAAGGUGGUGCUGCCGCUCGCACAACUGCAGUUUGUCCAGUACACCACACCCGCCGCGGCAACGGCGGCAGCGGUCUCCUGCCGCAAGGUCGCCGUGACCCCCGCGCUCGUCGGCGCGGUCUGCGCCCUCUCCCACGCGGAGAUGCCGGAGGAGGUGCCGCUGGCGCCGGUCGCCGGGCUGCUGCUGGUGGUGGCCGUGGACGAGGAGCACGAGGAGCUGGUGGCGAUUGUCCCCGCCUGCGAGGACCUGCCGCGGCGCUUUGUGGUUGUGCCGAACGCGGCGGCGGAGGCGCCCACGCUAAGCGUGACGACGGCCAUGGCGCCCAUUGAAGAGGCGGUCGCGGUGUAG
This is a messenger RNA of Trypanosoma conorhini, 1296 nucleotides long. RefSeq lists its product as uncharacterized. Gene Ontology annotation, cellular component: nucleus. The record is from RefSeq and is a predicted model, not a curated record. Gene Ontology annotation, biological process: cleavage in ITS2 between 5.8S rRNA and LSU-rRNA of tricistronic rRNA transcript (SSU-rRNA, 5.8S rRNA, LSU-rRNA). The coding region runs from base 1 to 1296 and encodes 431 amino acids. Gene Ontology annotation, molecular function: polynucleotide 5'-hydroxyl-kinase activity. The transcript has a single exon. Lineage: Eukaryota; Euglenozoa; Kinetoplastea; Trypanosomatida; Trypanosomatidae.